GUAACAUCCAAGGAUGCCAGCCAUUGCAGGAAUAGAAUCUAUCUAAUACCUUUAUUAAAGUGGGCUGGCUACAGUACAUGAACAGUGUUUCAAUAAAUGACAAAAAUCAAUCCAAUUCUGUACAGUUGGAGGAGGUGGGUUUUGGCUGGGUUUUGCCAAUUUCGAGUUUAUGGUCAUCUUCGUGUUCAGUUCACGCCACCAGAGGUGAAGUUUCAAAGUCCUGGUUGCUCGGUUUGAAAUAUUGUUGCCCGGUGUGGUUUUGCAGUGUGCGGAAUAUCGUCAGAAGGAGUUUUGUCAUCGUUUUCCUUGCUGCUGUGUUUUGCUGGUCAAACAAAUUGAUGAGAAUUCUCUCACUUGGUUUGAGGAGAGGGGAGGAAAGGAGGGCUCCCUCCAAUUUAGGGGAGAGGUUUCAAAAAUUUUUUCUCUCCUUCACCUAACUCCCCUCCCCUUGUUUGAAUGGGACAAGGGGAGGGGAGGGUCCCCCCAGCCAAACAAUGCAACGGAUCAUGAUUGUGAGGGUUCUGCUUCUGGGCAAGGAGACAAGUGGUGUCAUCCAUCGACGUCAUCUUCGGCUAAUGGGUUCCCUCUUAACAAAUUCAGAUUGCCAGCUAUUGACGUUUGGUCAUGAGGGCUGUGCUGCAACUAAUCGUGGGGUUAUGCUGGGUGAGGCUCCGGUGCUGAACGAUAAGGGUUUUCCAUGGCACUCACCACUCGGGGGAAUUACUAAUGUGGAAUGUCCUCGUACACGGUUUAUGCGGCCAUGUCAUUUGCUUGGCUGUGCUUACUAUUCCCUUGUCCUUUGCUUAUUAGACUUCUUUGGAGAACUUGGUGGAGCAACCCUAGAUUCACAUCACGGGUUUGUUGUUGAACAUGGUAAAGAAAGAGAUGUUGACUCAGUUUUUACUCCCUUCUUGAUGCAUUUCUUUUUACAUUUAUACUUAAAAAGAAAAUUGUUGUUGCUGAGCAUUGUGGCUGCAUUAGUCAUAUUAGCUACAAUCAAACUUAUUCUACGAAGAGCAUAGAAAUUGACCACAAUCAAAAUAAUGGGUCUGAAUUUCAGUUUCAA
Prosopis cineraria is the source of this 1066-nucleotide messenger RNA. RefSeq lists its product as uncharacterized. The record is from RefSeq and is a predicted model, not a curated record. Lineage: Eukaryota; Viridiplantae; Streptophyta; Magnoliopsida; Fabales; Fabaceae. The transcript has 5 exons. The coding region runs from base 495 to 1022 and encodes 175 amino acids.